Messenger RNA from Mus musculus (house mouse), 2012 nucleotides. It is a transcript of the gene Mtrf1, whose product is annotated as mitochondrial translational release factor 1. Gene Ontology annotation, cellular component: mitochondrion; cytoplasm. Gene Ontology annotation, biological process: translational termination; mitochondrial translational termination. The coding region runs from base 356 to 1627 and encodes 423 amino acids. The transcript is spliced from 11 exons. The record is from RefSeq and is a predicted model, not a curated record. Gene Ontology annotation, molecular function: translation release factor activity; translation release factor activity, codon specific. Lineage: Eukaryota; Metazoa; Chordata; Mammalia; Rodentia; Muridae.
UUAGGGCACUAGGAGAGGGCGAUCCACUUUGGACGUCGCAGCUUCCAGGAGUCAGCUCCAAAUCCGUUCCACGCGUGGUCCUUCCAGAGCAGUAUCCUACCCGCUUCGUCAUUUCAUUCUUGUUUACCGUUACGGACACCUAAGGACCAUUUCUCUGCAAAGUGGAGGAGGAGCCAGGAACAAACCGUAACCCGGAAGCAGUAGCCUGGGACUGAUCAUGCUUGCAGUACCUUGAGCUGAAAUGUUGCGGUGCACAGGAGGCUCAGUUAUCAAUUCGGCUAAAAGAGAAGCAUCCUCAAGAAGUGAUCCCAAGGUGGAGAAUGAGAAGUGCUGAUCUUGGAACAGACAAGCUGUUAUGAUACAAACUCUGCCUGCAGCCACUACUGAGAUGAGUCAUCACCUGUGUAUUUGGCUUUUUCGGAAUCCAUUUCUCCGUGCGUGCCCCCAGAGACAUGUCUUCCUUUCUUGUCAGCAGUUCCGACAGAUAAGCCUUGAUACAAGGCCGUGGAAUUUUAGACAAAAGAAGACUCAUGUUCUCUAUCAGCUCUUAAACAAGAGUUGGUCCAGGGGCUGCUGUCAUCAAGGCACAAGGAAGCUUUGGAAACACAAAGCCCUACAGAAGUAUAUGGAAGACCUGAAUAAAGAGUACCAAACCCUUGACCAGUGUCUGCAGGGUAUCUCUGAGAAUGAAGGAGACCGAAGGGCCUUACACAGAAGGCAUGCUCAGUUGGCACCACUUGCGGCUGUUUACCAAGAAAUUCAGGAGGCCGAACAAGCCAUUGAAGAAUUAGAGUCAUUGUGUAAAAGUCUAAAUAAACAAGAUGAAAAGCAGUUGCAAGAACUUGUGUCAGAAGAAAGGCAAAUCAUUGAUCAGAAGAUCCACAGACUGUAUAGUGAGCUUUUGGAGCGUUUAGUGCCUAAGGAGAAGUAUGAUUGGAGUGACGUUAUUCUAGAAGUGACAUCUGGAAGAACUACUGGAGGUGAUAUCUGCCAACAGUUUACCCGGGAAAUAUUUGAUAUGUACCAGAAUUAUUCAUACUAUAAGCACUGGAAAUUUGAGCUGCUGAAUUAUACACCAGCCGAUUAUGGUGGACUACAUCAUGCAGCUGCCCGGAUUUCCGGUGACAGUGUUUAUAAGCAUUUGAAGUAUGAAGGCGGAAUCCAUCGAGUUCAGCGCAUCCCGGAGGUGGGCCUGUCAUCACGGAUGCAGCGCAUUCACACGGGAACAAUGUCAGUGAUUGUCCUUCCACAGCCAGAUGAGGUAGAUGUGAAAGUGGAUCCCAAGGAUCUGCGAGUAGACACAUUUCGAGCCAGAGGAGCAGGGGGGCAGCAUGUUAACACCACCGACAGUGCCGUGAGGCUUGUCCACAUUCCCACGGGACUGGUAGUAGAGUGCCAACAAGAACGAUCACAGCUGAAAAAUAAAGAAAUAGCUUUGCGUGUGUUGAGAGCCAGACUCUACCAACAGAUAAUCGAGAAAGACAGGUGUCAGCAGCAGAAUGCUAGAAAACUGCAGGUGGGAACAAGAGCCCAGUCGGAGAGAAUUCGGACAUAUAAUUUCACCCAGGAUAGAGUCACUGACCACAGGAUAGCGUAUGAAGUUCGUGACAUUAAGCUGUACAGAUGAUUGUGAGCCUUCAUGUGGUUGUUGGGAAUUGAAUUUUUAAGGACCUCUGCUUGCUCUGGUCAACUCUGCUCGCUCUGGCCGAAAGAUUGAUUUAUGAUUAUACCUAAGUACACUGCAGCUGUCUUCAGACACACCAGAAGAGGGCGUCAGAUCUCAUUGUGGAUGGUUGUGAGCCACCAUGUGGUUGCUGGGAUUUGAACUCAGGACCUUUGGAAGAGCAGUCAGUGCUCUUACCCGCUGAGCCAUCUUGCAAGCUCCUUGCUGGCCAUUUCCUAUAAAGCCUCGUCCUGCUGGGAACUCAGGGUUACCCUCCCAUUUUACUGUGUCAGAGAUGUUGGUGUAGCCCAAACUCAAGCUUGUAAAUAAAGAUCCUAGUGCAAUUGCA